Molecule: messenger RNA, 765 nt
Organism: Ilyonectria robusta
Lineage: Eukaryota; Fungi; Ascomycota; Sordariomycetes; Hypocreales; Nectriaceae
Product: glutathione S-transferase
Exons: 5
Coding region: 1-765 (254 amino acids)
Source: RefSeq, a predicted model, not a curated record
AUGGCUGCCAAGACCAAGACCGACAUCACCCUCUACACCGUGGGCACGCCCAAUGGCAUCAAGGCCUCCAUCCUGCUCGAGGAGCUCAACCUCGACUACAAGGUCUACAACAUCAAGAUGAUGGAAAACGAGCAGAAGGAGCCCUGGUUCCUCGAGAUCAACCCCAACGGCCGCAUCCCCGCCAUCACCGACAAGUUCACCGACGGCGAGCAGAUCCGCGUCUUUGAGAGCGGCGCCAUCCUUGAGUACCUCGUCGACCGCUACGACACGGAGCACAAGGUCUCGUACCCGCGCGGCUCCCGGGAGUACUGGGAGACGUCGAGUUGGCUCAUGUGGCAGAUGGGCGGUCUGGGUCCCAUGCAGGGCCAGGCGAACCACUUCAAGCGUUAUGCACCGGAGCAGAUUCAGUACGGCAUCGACCGCUACACCAACGAGACCCGCCGCCUGUACCGCACCAUGGAAACCCAACUCGCCAAGUCAACAUCCGGCUUCCUCGUCGGUGACAGAGUCACCAUUGCUGACAUUUCCUGCUGGGGAUGGGUCGCCGCCCACAAAUGGUGCGGGAUCGACCUCGACGACUUCCCUCACCUGGAGAAGUGGCUGUACAAGCUCUUGGAGCGCCCAGGCUUCGAGGCGGGCCGCAACGUUCCCACUCCGCACACCGCGUUUGAGAACAACAAGCUGACUGAGAAGGAGCUCGAGGCCAAGGCGGUUUCAUCCAAGGCUUGGAUCCAGGCCGGCAUGAAGGAAGAUGCUAAGAAAUAA